This is a messenger RNA of Pomacea canaliculata, 3541 nucleotides long. Its product is annotated as SID1 transmembrane family member 1-like. Lineage: Eukaryota; Metazoa; Mollusca; Gastropoda; Architaenioglossa; Ampullariidae. Gene Ontology annotation, cellular component: membrane. The record is from RefSeq and is a predicted model, not a curated record. The annotation marks the transcript as partial. The transcript has 22 exons.
ACAAUUGUUUGUACAAUUUAUCGAAGGCAAAGAAGAAAAAACCUAUCUGAAGGAAAUAAAGAGGCCCUUGGACAAUGCGCCAGAGAUACACCGUUUCACACGGAUACAGUUUAUGCACAUUUCGACACCGUGUAUGUGGGAAACGUGAGUUCGGAGCAGCAGUACUUAUUCAUCUAUAGCUACAACGAAACAAAUGAGACAACAGCCAUACGCGUUUCUUCUUCCAGCAAAGAGGCUCAAGUCACUUUCCCUAUUACAUUUGUGGUUCGUCGGCAACAGGGAAUUAUGUCUUGGCAGGUUCCUCUAUACAUUGACUUUGUUUAUGAGUUCAAGUCUAUGGACCGUACUCUUUGUCCCAUGGAUAAGACCAGAAGGCUGAACAUGACAUCGCAUCAGAAUAUCUUUUUGGAAGUGGCGACCAUGUCUAACACCAUAGUCAACUUCAACUUGACUGCCACCAUCUUGUCUGACUUCGAGUUUGAACCUGGUGUGACAAAAAACGUGACAGCAUCGCCUACAGAACCCCAGUAUUACAUGUACACCUUUCCUGAGGAUGUUGAAGUAGUCUUGUUGAAUGUGGCAUCAGAUAGUGAGCUCUGUGCAGUUAUCUCAGUACAACAAAUAAAGUGUCCUGUGUUGGAUCUUGACGAAGAUAUUGGAAAGUUGGGAAAACAAUACACUAUGACUACUCAGGCUGCGAUGUCAGUGUGGAAAAGCGACUAUUAUGGACAUAACGCCUUCUAUGUCGUUGUCCUGGUCAAGCCCAAUGUUGCAGACUGCUCUUUGCUUGAUGUCAACCCUCCUGCUCAUCAUCUUAGUGUAGCAACUAAGAAUCUGUCUAUAUCAAUCACAGAAAGAUCAAAAAACGUCGCAGCAAUAGUCUUCCCUUUUGCUCUAUUCUUCAGUUGUGAUGUAGUAUUUGGGAUUUUUUUCUGCAUUUUCUGCAUGAAUUUUAAAUGUCGGACUCCCAGCAACAUCCCAGCAGAAUUGACGGACACGUCUAUAAACCAACUCAUGAGCUCACAACUUACAAAUUAUCAAACCAUGAGUACUUCCCAGUUGGGUAGUGGCCAGCCCUCAAGCUCACCUGGGAUGGAUCCCCAAGCUAGCAACACGAGAAAUAUUGAGGACAUUGAUGGUGAAGGUGACUCAUCAGAUGUUGCCCACUUACAUGUGGAUGAACGUGAAGCAGAUGUCACAAGGAACCAGACAGUGGAGGCUCCAUUAGACAUGUUUGUUAGUAAGAAAAGUGACAACGAAGCUCCCAGAGUCUAUCUUUGGAUCCUUGGGACUAUUGCCCUUUUUUAUGGUCUACCUGCGGUACAGCUGGUCCUGACAUAUUCAAAGAAAAUGAAUGACACCGGCGAUGAAGAUCUGUGCUAUUACAACUUUGAAUGUGCUUAUCCAAUGCGUUGGGGAGAAUAUGAAAUCGUUUCUUUCAACAGCAUCAUCAGCAACAUAGGUUAUAUUUUCCUUGGUAUUCUCUUCCUCAUUUUAGUGUUUUUGAGAAAUUUCCAGCAUAUUAGGCAUGUAUUAGAGAAUCCAACAUGUCAGAAUCACAAUGGAAUGCGAGAACAUUUUGGGUUGCUGUAUGCCAUGGGAUUCGCUCUCAUAGUGGAGGGUGUUAUGAGUGCUUGCUACCAUCUCUGCCCCACCUCCUCUAAUUACCAGUUUGACACCUCUUUCAUGUAUGCUAUUACCUCCUUGUGCAUUCUGAAGAUUUACGAGAUUCGCCACCCAGACGCUCAUCUUAAAGCACACAGACAUUACUUCUGUAUGGGUGUAUACACCUGUAUUGCUGUUCUGGGAAUGAUUUCUGGCAAACACAAGACUGUUUGGAUCGUUUUUUCAAUUCUGUACAUAAUUUGUGUUGGUGUGAUCGGAUACAUGGUUUAUAAAGGAAUAAUCAUCGAAGAUGAAUCUGUCCACACAGGCGAUCAACAUCAAAACUGCUGUAAUUCCUGUAAUUGCUAUCCUUGUACCUGUCCUACGAAGUGCAUACAUAAGUUUUGGCUUGUGCUUAUGGGUGUUUCCAACGUGAUGCUUGCAGUGGUUGGUGCCAUAAUCCGAAAACCGGACUUUGCGACCUAUUUACUAAUCAUCUUACUUGUGAACCUUUUGCUCUAUUUUCUGCUGCAUAUCAUUCUGAAGCGCUGUGAUGGAGGGAUCGACAUACGCUCCUGGUUUCCUAGAUUGAUCAGCAAAUGCACCAUUUUCAUAUUGGCUGCUAUUAUCUUGUGGGGUUUGGCUAUCUCCUAUUUUGUUAUCAAACAGUAUUCAUGGGAGCUGUCACCAGAAGAGUCCCGGAAGGAAAAUAAGCCAUGUGUGUUGCUUGAUUUCUAUGAUUAUCAUGAUGUCUGGCAUUUCCUGUCUGCUGGUGCUAUCUUCUUUUCAUUCAUGGUUUUGCUGACUUUAGAUGGUGACUUGGACAAUAGGCCUGGAAACACAAUGUUUAUUUUCUGAGAGUGAUUCGUGUCCGACUGAAUGUCUGAAUAUACAACACCUGGCAAGCCUUUAGCCGUCGACUUUUAUAAAAUUCACUCUCCAUUUCUCGGAUAUUCUUUGAUUAAUGAGACGAUUUGGAUGUAGUCUCAGGUCGCCGCCACUGUACAGGGCUGGAAGUACAUCAUUCGAACCAACAUCAGGCAAUUGAAUUCUGAGAUCAAAGAUAUGAACUUUAGCCCAACACUGUUUUUCAAUUUUAUUUACUUAAGUUCUUAAUCCCUGUUCUUAUUUUUUUCUCUGCAAUGUGAGAACUACGCUACAUACUUCAUUAUAAUAAUCAUCACUACCACCACUAUCAUCAUAACCUUAACCCAGUAUCAGUUCUCUCAUCAGUUCUUUCUUCUAAACUAACUUCCACCAUCUUAACGGUCAGUGUAAUCCAAGAUUUAGAGUAAUCUAUUGAAGUUAUUGUGUACUCAUGUGUCCUUUAUUUACCAGUAUUCUUUGUCCAUAUAUUAAGUAUACCUGCUUAAUCUACAAUAUACAUAUACACACAGAGACGUCUGAUGUAAAUUAAAAUCUAUGUCAUACACCUAAUUAUCACCACUAACAUCACAGUCGUUCUGGCAGUUAACAAAACAGGCAAUACGCACACCUGUCUCGUGCAAACAUUCAUGCAAUGAUCACAAGUAUAUAUCAUCUCAGAAAACCUGACCUCCACAAUACAUAGAUACACUCGAUGAACCACAUUGUAAUCCUUUGUGGUGUGCUGCUUGUACUUUAUUUGAAUAAAAUAACAGUCUUUCUUGUUAAUUAUUGUUUAGUGUCACUGGGGCAACUGGUAUACAUGUUUGCACAAGAAAACAAGUUAAAUACAUCAUUGCUGUGUGAAUAGUUUUAAAUGUCGUUUGGAUGGCAUCUGAAUAUCAUUCAUGUGGGUAUACAAAUAUCUGCAUUUACAUAAUGUGCCUACGUGCAUGUGCAUGGGAUUGCGCGUGUUUUGAUUUUAUGGCAUGUCAAACCUAUUUUUCUAGUGAUAAUCUCCAUAACCGAUAAGAACUAUUUUUUUAAUAAAAAAACUAUUAUAUGAAUUCAA